Molecule: messenger RNA, 1254 nt
Organism: Adineta steineri
Lineage: Eukaryota; Metazoa; Rotifera; Eurotatoria; Adinetida; Adinetidae
Source: the annotation of a GenBank genome assembly
AUGAAUACAGGAAAAGUAUGGGCACUUAUUCGAAAAUAUCAUAACAAAAGAAUUAAACAAAAGAUUACAUCUGUUUUAAAAUAUGAACAAUUUAAAGCAAAUAGUGAUCUUGAAAAAGCAAAUAUGUUUGCAACAUACUUUGAGAAUGAUAUUUAUACAAGUACACCUGAUACAUCUGCCUUUCACAUCCAUGUGAGUGAAGUAGUUAAGACAAUUAAGAAAUCAAUUAGUACUUCAUCAAUCAAUAGUCAAAGUUUUCAAGUUAUAACACCAAAAGAACUUAAAUUCAUCCUGAAGAAAUUACCAAAUUCGGCAGCAGGUCCAGAUAACGUAGAUAAUCGAUGUUCAAAGAAUUUCACCAAAUCACUCGUUGAUCAUUUACUCAAUUUAAUGAAUGCAAGUUUAAGACUUGGUUAUGUACCAAGUUCUUGGAAAACGGCAUUUAUUAUUUUAUUACUUAAACCAGGAAAAGAUCGAUCUCAAGUAUCAAGUUAUCGACCUAUUAGUUUACUCAAACUCAAACGACGCAACAUCUUACCUCGUCAUCAAGCUGGUUUUUUAGAAGGCAAAUCUACUAUGUACAAUAUUUUAAGAUUAAACCGUUGUGCUCAACAAGCGCUUGAUCGAAAUCAUCAUGCUGCUGUAAUCUUUUUUGAUAUAAAAUCAGCUUUCGACAGCGUAUGGCAUGAUGGUUUGAUUUACAAGAUGAAUGACUUUCGUAUACCGGUAUAUUUUAUUCGUUGGAUAAUAUCAUUCUUAUGCAAAAGAACAGCACAAACUGAACUUGAAAAUCAGCUUUCUCAUUCAUUUGAAAUUAAAAAUGAAACACCUCAAGGCAGUCCAUUGUCACCUCUUCUUUAUAUUUUAUUUACAUCAGAUUCAAUGAAUUCUAUUCCAUCUCAAGUUGAUUACGGACUUUUUGCAGAUGAUACUGCAAUUUUUACUUCGAGUAAUACAACAUCUAGGGUUCGUGAUCGAUUACAAGAAUCUAUUGAUCAAUUUGUACUAUGGUGUCACCCAUGGAAACUUGUUAUUCAGCCUACAAAAACGGAACUUAUACAUUUUUCACCUCAUUCUCGUAAAAAAUAUUCAAACCCUAUUCAUCUCAAAGUAUCAAAUAAUGAUAUACGACCACAACCAUUUGCACGCUAUCUUGGAACUAGUUUUGAUAAACAAUUACGUUGGCAAGAACAUGUGAAACAUAUUGAAACAAGAAUUCAAUCUCGUAUAAACUUACUUCGAUUUUUUGAAUAG